AAUUGGAAGCUGCAGAGUGUGUGUGUGUUUGUGUGUGUGUGUGCGUGUGAGAGUGUGUGCGCGCGUGUGUGUGUGUAUGAGUGAGUGAGUGAGUGUGUGUGUGUGUGUGUGCGUGAGUGUGUGUGUGCGCCCGCGAGGGCAAGCGGGAAGGGGGACCCAGCCCAGGACAGGGAGGCCCUGCUUGCAGGUCUCCGGGUCCAGGUGGCGACACGAGCGCUCGCUCUGCCCGCAGCGGGCGGGUGGUUCCCCGGCCCCUCCCCCGCGCGUGCGCGCCCGGGUCCGCCCUCCCCGCAGCUUCGGCUCCCGCGCGGCGGCGGCGGUUCCUUCCCCCUCCCCCAGCCCUGGCUCCGGGGGACCCCGCGAUGCCGGUCCGCACCGAGUGUCCCCCGCCGGCGGGUGCCUCAACCACAUCCGCGGCCUCCCUCAUCCCGCCGCCGCCCAUCAACACCCAGCAGCCCGGCGUGGCUACCAGCUUGCUCUACAGCGGCUCCAAGUUCCGUGGCCACCAGAAGAGCAAGGGGAACUCGUACGACGUAGAGGUGGUGCUGCAGCACGUGGACACUGGGAACUCUUACCUUUGUGGGUACCUGAAGAUUAAAGGCCUUACAGAGGAAUAUCCGACCCUUACAACCUUCUUUGAAGGAGAAAUAAUAAGCAAAAAACACCCUUUCUUAACUCGGAAGUGGGAUGCAGAUGAAGACGUGGAUCGGAAACACUGGGGCAAGUUUCUGGCUUUCUAUCAGUAUGCAAAAUCAUUUAAUUCAGAUGACUUUGAUUAUGAAGAACUGAAAAAUGGGGAUUAUGUCUUCAUGAGGUGGAAGGAGCAGUUUCUAGUCCCGGACCACACGAUCAAAGACAUCAGCGGUGCUUCCUUUGCUGGCUUCUAUUACAUCUGCUUUCAGAAGUCAGCAGCCUCCAUAGAGGGUUACUACUACCAUCGGAGUUCAGAAUGGUAUCAGUCCCUCAACCUGACCCAUGUUCCUGAACACAGUGCGCCCAUCUAUGAGUUCCGGUGACAGAGGUUCAGAACAGUGGCCAAAUAAAACUGAACUUGGCAA
Messenger RNA from Mus pahari (shrew mouse), 1058 nucleotides. RefSeq names its product GID complex subunit 4 homolog (gene Gid4). The coding region runs from base 363 to 1016 and encodes 217 amino acids. NCBI's taxonomy places the organism in Eukaryota, Metazoa, Chordata, Mammalia, Rodentia, Muridae. The record is from RefSeq and is a predicted model, not a curated record. Gene Ontology annotation, cellular component: GID complex; extrinsic component of membrane. Gene Ontology annotation, biological process: protein catabolic process in the vacuole; negative regulation of gluconeogenesis; protein targeting to vacuole. The transcript has 6 exons.